AAAGAUCUCACAAGUCACAAGCCCAUAUUCUCACGCAUAAUCUGACAUACAGACAUACUCCUCUUUUCCAUUCUUUUCCAGAUUUCUUCAUCUUCAACGGCUGAAAAUCAAUAUCCUUCGGUUAUUGACUAUUGAUAAUCAUGGGUAUAAUAACAAAAUUAUUUGGGAUUUUGAUUGCAUAUCUUCAACGGUUCAAAUUAUUCCUUUGGAUUGCAUAUCUCCUCUAUUUGCAUCUCCUCUUGGUGUUUAUCUGAAUUGUUCAUAAAUGAUGGUCCAUGGCUGAAUUCUUCAGAUUUGGGAAUUGGGAUUUUGGGAACUAUGUGCAAUUUUGACUUGUGGGAACUGAGAAAUAGUCAAGUAGAUCUACAUAAAUCCAGCCAUCCAGGUGCUAUUGUUCUUUAAUAUUCUUAUACGAAUUACAAAGUAUUAGUAUUUAGACAUUUAGUAACAGUUUAUAGUUGAGUGAUUUUGUGAUUGUCUUGUAUUUUUUUAAUUGUUUUUCAAUGUCUCCCGAAAGGCAAUAUAAAUCUGGAAGUGAAAAAAGAAAAAAAAAACAACGGCUGGAUGAAUUACAAACAUCACAAAGAGGAUCUAUGGAUAAAUUUGUUAUUAAAAAAAAUAAUUCUCAAGAAAAUUGUAGUGGUACUUUUAAUGGGGAUCAGUUGACUGCAAACUUAGAUCAUGAAAAUUAUAUUAGUGAUCACGAGCCUAAUGUUGUUCCUAAUGUGUCUAUUGAUGUGCCAAAUGUGUCGAAUGAUGUGCCAAUUGAGCCUAAUGAAGUGCCAAUUGAGCACAAUGAAAAUCCCAAUGUCGGUGAAGAUGAAACUAUCCCUGACAUUUAUGAUCCUGCAAAUUGGGAUAAUUUGGAUCACAAGGAAAGAGACAUCUUAGUUGAGAAAGGGCCUCCUGUAAGAGAACUUAAUCUUAACUUCCCUUUAGAUAAUCUCAGUAGGCAUUUUUCGUGUUCUUUUUACUCUAAAAAGUUAAACAAUGGUGAGAUUAUUGAUAGAAAAUGGUUGGUUUAUUCCAAACAUGUAGACAAAGUUUAUUGCUUCUGUUGCAAAUUGUUUAAAUCUGAUAUUAACAGAAGUUUGUUAGCAAAUGUCGGGUUUAGAGAUUGGAAGCAUAUUAGUGAAAGACUUAAGCAACACGAGAAUAGCACUGAACAUAUGACUAACAUGAAUACUUGGAAUGAGUUGAGAGUAAGAUUCGACAAAAAUCAAACAAUUGAUAAAAAUUUACAACAACAGGUUAUGAAAGAGAAAGAACGUUGGAGACAAGUUUUACGUAGAAUCCAUUCUGUUGUGAAAUUUCUUGCUAAGAACAAUCUUGCUUUUCGCGGAUCUAAUGAGAAACUAUAUCAAGAUAGCAAUGGGAUAUUUUUGGGAACGGUUGAAAUGAUUGCGGAGUUUGAUUUGGUAAUGCAAGAACAUAUUAGACGCAUUAAAAGUCAGGAAAUUCAUUAUCAUUAUCUUGGCCAUAAAAUUCAAAAUGAGUUCAUCUCACUGUUAGCCCAAAAUGUGAAAAAUUCCAUAAUAAAGAUAAUAAAAGAAGCCAAGUAUUUUUCUAUUAUUCUUGAUUGUACCCCCGAUACGAGUAAUCAAGAACAAAUGACUUUAAUAAUACGAUGUGUGAAUAUGUCAAGUCAAAACAUAAAAAUAGAAGAGUACUUUCUUGAGUUUCUAAAGGUGGAUGAUACAAGUGGGUUGGGACUCUUUAAUGAACUACUUGAUGUUUUGAAAUGUUUAAAUCUAUGUGUUGAUGAUGUGAGGGGUCAAGGCUAUGAUAAUGGUUCAAAUAUGAAAGGUAAGCAUCAAGGAGUUCAAAAGAGGUUACUUGAAAUAAAUCCGAGAGCCUUAUAUAUGCCAUGUGCUUGUCAUAGCCUUAAUCUCACUCGUAGUGAUAUGGCACAUUCUUGUACUAAAGCUAUUUCAUUUUUUGGGAUUGUUCAACGCAUGUAUUGUUUAUUUUCAAGUUCUACAAAAAGAUGGAAAACUUUCCUUGAUUUUGUUCCCGGUUUGACUGUGAAAUCUUUGUCUAAUACUCGUUGGGAGAGUCGCGUUAAAAGUGUCAAACCUAUUAGAUUUCAAGCUCCUCAACUAAGGUUGGCUUUGUUGGAAUUAUCUGAAACUUGUGGUAAAGAUGCCAAGGCAAAAAGUGAAGCAGAAAGUAUGAUUAAUGCACUUCAAAGUUUUGAGUUUUUAUUUGGUAUGGUUAUUUGGUAUGAAGUUUUAUUUACUAUUAACAUGGUGAGUAAAAAGUUACAAUCUAAGUCCAUGUGCAUCGACGUUACUAUUAAGCAAGUACAAGGUAUACUGUCAUAUUUUGAAAACUAUAGAGAUAAAGGUUUUGAAUCUUGUAUGAUAGUUGCUAAAACUGUUGCUUUUGAUAUGAAUGUAGAGCCUAUCCUUCCAACUAGACGGCUUAUUACUAGGAAGAAGCAAUUUGAUGAGCAUGAUCAUGAUGAGGAAAUUAUGUCACCAGAAGAGUCAUUUCGAAUUAACUAUUUUUUGGUUGUUGUGGAUAUGGCUAUUAGUUCUUUGAAAAGUAGAUUUGAGCAACUAAAGAUUUUCGAAAGUAUAUUUGGGUUUUUAUGCGAUUCAAAUAAGCUAAAGUCUUUAGAUGAAAUUCAUUUAAGAAAAUGUUGAGAAAACCUGUACUCUACGUUUUCUCAUGGUGAUGUAUCAGAUUUUGAUUUAAAUGAUCUUUUCUCCGAAUUAAAAGUGUUACAAGUAACAUUGCCAAACGAAUUACUAUCAUCCAUUGAAAUUCUUGAAUUUGUCAAAGCCAUAGAUUGUUAUCCAAAUGUUUCUGUAGCUUAUAGAAUUUUAUUAACAGUACCUAUGACUGUAGCAUCUGCCGAGAGAAGUUUUUCAAAAUUAAAAUUAAUAAAGACUUACUUGAGAUCAUCAAUGUCGCAGGAAAGAUUAAGUGGAUUAGCAAUUUUAUCUAUCGAGAAAGACAUAUUGGAAAACAUUGAUGCUGAUGAUAUUAUUAAUGAUUUUGCAUCUCGAAAUGCUAGAAGAAAUCGUCUAAUUUAAUUUUUUGUGUUUUUGGUUUUGAAGUUGGCGGGAUAAAUGAGGGCAAACCGAAGGAUGAACACUGAAGUGGCUAGUGACUUUAGCAAAAAGGGCCCCAACUUGACAUCUCGCCCCGGGCCCUCAAAAAGUCAGGACCGGGCCUGGUGUGUGGUUGGCUGGUUUCUUGGUUACCUAGAAAGCCUUUUGUUGCUAGCUCGUCAUACAUAGGAGGUGAUGCAGCAUUCUUAUCAUAAGCAGUCCUUCUCUCGAAUUCUUGUAUUGCCAUGCCUUUGAUGCUAACAGAAUCUUCAAAGUUUCCUGAUGUAUUUCUGUCAGAAAAAUAGGGUAAACAUUCUUCAGACUUCGCAUCUGCAACAAGAUAAGAGAUGUACAGUUUUCUCCUAAAACCUUUCAUCCUCUUCGUUCUCCUUGGUCCAUCCUCUUCGAUUUUUCAAGCAUCCGAAUUGGGGAUUAGGUAUUUACACAGGUGAUUUGAUCUUUACACUGACGAUUGGUAUCUAAAUUGGAGUUUAGAAAAAUGAGCAAUUGGCGUUCUGAAUUGUGAGAAGAACAAGGUUGCCAGAAGUUCGUGUCAGGUCAUACUUGAUACCUCCGAGGAAUGCGUGACACGUCAGCACCGUAAAAGAUCCCACAACACUAUGGGUAGAAUUGAUAGAAUGUUUAUAACAAAAUGAUUGAUAUUGGUAAAUUUGUGUUCAGAAAGUUGAUGCAUCUACUAUUUAGAAGACCGUGAGUAUCUUUGCACCGCCACUAUUUUGAUAUUGGAGCCACAAAGGAAACUUUCCUUGGACACUGAGGUUGCAGCAACGUUACAGGUUUAUAUAUAGUCACAUCUUAUGGACAUGAACCGAUGUUCAUGUUAGCCAACCCCAAUUAUUUUGAGACUAAGGCUUAGAAGAGGAAAAAGGAGCUUUGCCUUGGCUACAUAGUUAAGCUAUCUCCAUUAUGUAUCCUCCUGUUGGUGUUUUUAGUACUUUCCUCAACUUCUUGCCACUUAUUCUCAAGCGAUGAUUAACGAGACACGGGAUACUUUGGUUACAUAUUUUUUCAAGCAAAAACAAGUUAUCAAUGAUCGAAUUGAUGAAGAUGAAGAAAAUGAUCUUUUGGACUUUGGUCAUGAAUAAUCUUUGUAGUUAGUGCAUAUUGAAACUUUCUAACAUUUUUUUUGGGAAUCUCGUAGCAAGUUAAUACAUUUGAAGUACUUUGGAUUUGAACUUGUAAUUCUCACAGUAGUUUUAUUUAGUUUAUAAAUUGUUUUGGAGAACAAGAAGUUGGUACAUUGGUCGAUUUGGAGAAUUUUUAUGAAUAUAUAUAGAGUUGAUGGAUUAUUAAAUGUCAA
Molecule: messenger RNA, 4380 nt
Organism: Spinacia oleracea (spinach)
Lineage: Eukaryota; Viridiplantae; Streptophyta; Magnoliopsida; Caryophyllales; Amaranthaceae
Exons: 9
Coding region: 504-2648 (714 amino acids)
Source: RefSeq, a predicted model, not a curated record